This is a messenger RNA of Anopheles maculipalpis, 300 nucleotides long. RefSeq lists its product as uncharacterized. The record is from RefSeq and is a predicted model, not a curated record. Bases 1 to 300 code for a protein of 99 amino acids. The transcript is spliced from 2 exons. NCBI's taxonomy places the organism in Eukaryota, Metazoa, Arthropoda, Insecta, Diptera, Culicidae.
AUGAAGUCCACCAUCGUCGCACUUGUCCUGUUCGCAGCUAUUGCCACUCAAUCCUUGGCACUGCCCACUGAUUGUGUCAAGCAUAGCUCCAACGUGGAUCGUCAUACCGUUCGGCUGUACGAUUGUGAUGGGCUUAACUACGAGCUGGGCUCAAAUUGUUUGUCGAAGUACUUCCACCCGACGGAAGUUUUGGACUAUCCUCGGCGAAGCUGCAACUGUGGCAGUUGUCACUCCUGCAGAAACUCGCAUUACCCAUAUCGUUACGGAUUUCCCGCGUAUUGGCGUGGUCGGGUAUUCUGA